Molecule: messenger RNA, 2489 nt
Organism: Diuraphis noxia (Russian wheat aphid)
Lineage: Eukaryota; Metazoa; Arthropoda; Insecta; Hemiptera; Aphididae
Product: splicing factor 3A subunit 1-like
Biological process (GO): regulation of alternative mRNA splicing, via spliceosome; mRNA cis splicing, via spliceosome
Cellular component (GO): U2 snRNP; catalytic step 2 spliceosome; U2-type prespliceosome
Molecular function (GO): RNA binding; protein binding
Source: RefSeq, a predicted model, not a curated record
AUGCCCGAAAAAAUUGAAGAAGUUCCUACUAUUGGYAUUAUUUAUCCACCGCCAGAAGUAAGGAAUAUCAUCGAUAAAACUGCUAGUUUUGUUGCACGAAAUGGACCAGAAUUUGAGUCUCGUAUUCGUCAAAAUGAAUUGGGCAAUCCCAAAUUCAAUUUUCUUAUUCAAAGUGAUCCUUACCAUGCAUACUAUGUACACAAAGUCAAAGACCUUAAGGAAAAAUCUACACAAGAGCCAACAUUACCACUUAAAGAAACAAAAAGUAUGUCUACUGCUACCCAACUCAAACAACAAGAGCUUCUGAAACAAGUACAGGAAGAAAUAUUUGUACCAAAAAAUCCACCAAAAGAAUUUAAAUUCAUUGCCAAUCCUCCAUCAAUAUCUGCUCUUGACUUAGACAUAGUGAAGCUUACAGCAUUAUUUGUUGCCCGUAAUGGCAGACAGUUUUUAACCAAUCUGAUGACAAGGGAACAACGUAACUUUCAAUUUGACUUUUUACGUCCACAACAUUCACUAUUUCAAUACUUCACAAAGCUUCUUGAACAGUACACUAAGGUAUUGAUGCCCCCUAAAAAUAUUAUAAAGUGUUUAAAAGAAGAAAGUUAUGAUCGACAACAUAUUUUAGAUGAUGUAAAAUAUCGUUCUGAAUGGCAAAAACACCAAGAUGCUUUACGUAGAAAAGAAGAACAGCUUAUAGAAAAAGAAAGAUUGGCCUAUUCUCAGAUUGAUUGGCAUGAUUUUGUUGUUGUAGAAACUGUUGAUUUUCAAAAUGGUGAAAUCGGUAAUUUUCCUCCACCUACUACACCGGAUCAAGUUGGUGUGCGUAUAUUAAUGCAAGACCGUGUAGAUAAUGGGGAAGAAGUUGUUGAAGUGAGUGAUGUAGAAAACAACUUGCUAGUAGACAGUGAUGAUGAAACAGAAAAACAAGUUAAUGUUGAAAAGUAUGUGACAGAAAGUGAACUCGGAGUACCCGGUGAAGAAAAGUCCAGUAGAGACGACAAUCAGGUUCAAGACAUGGAUGAGUCGUCCAGUGACGAUGAUGGUGAUUUACCACCAGAUGUUUCAAAAUCUGAUGAUCAUUCAAACCAAAUGACGCAGCCAGAAGUUCCAGAAAAGGUUAUUGUGAAAAAAGGAUACAAUCCUAAACAAAUUGUACGAGCACCAGUUAAAGUAUCUCCUGAAGAAUAUUUAAUAUCUCCAAUUACUGGUGAAAAGAUACCUGCAAGCAAAGUGCAAGAACACAUGAGAAUUGGAUUAUUAGAUCCCCGUUGGGUAGAACAACGAGACAAGCAUAUCAGUGAUAAAAUGAAUCAGGAAUCUGUGUAUGUCCCAGGAGCUGCUAUCGAGGAGAGUUUAAAACAGUUGGCUGAACGCCGUACUGACAUAUUUGGUGUCGGUGUUGAAGAAACUGUCAUUGGUAAAAAAAUUGGAGAAAAAGAAAUCAAAAAAGAUGACAAAGCUACAUGGGAUGGGUACACCUCAAGUGUAGAAGCCACAACUCGUGCAGCACGGGCUAAUAUCACCCUAGAAGAUCAAAUCCACCAAAUUCAUAAAGUAAAAGGUCUAAUUCAUGAUGACAAAAUAGAAAAAAUUGGUCCAAAACCUGUAUCAGGUACUGUAACUAUUUCUCAUCCACCUAUUUCUCAAGCUGUUUCUAUACAAAUGGCAAUGGCUAGUAAUAUUCACAAUGCAAUGAUGCAACCACGCGUUCCUAACAUGAUGCAAUCGCAACCUAUGAUGAUGGUUCAGCAACAACAGCAGAUUAUGGUUCCACAACCUCAAGCUUAUCAAGUAAUGCAGCCCCAAAUGCCACCAAAUCCAUUCUUGGGAGCUGCUGGUAGAGGAAUGAUGGAACCUUCAAUACCUCAGGGUCCACCUGUAAUGAAGCAUAUAAUGAAAAUUACUGAAGAUGAACCGCUUAUGAAGAAACAAAAGACAGAAGAUUCUUUAGAACCGGAAAUACAGUUUAUGAGGAAGUUUAAUGGUCCUGUCAUGUUUAAUGUUGGAUUACCUGUUCUUACCGACAAGCCUGAAUGGGCCCUCCUUGGACAAAUACUUAACAUAACAUUACCCCUACAAGAAACGGUGGCUAUGAUCAAGACAAAAAUUCACGAAUUAACUGGAAUGCCACCUGGCAAACAAAAACUUCAAUGUGAUGGAUUGUUCUUCAAGGAUUCCAAUACGUUAGCUUAUUAUAAUAUAGGACCGGGUUCGACUAUCCAUUUGCAAUUGAAAGAACGUGGUGGUCGCAAAAAGUAAUCAUAACAAAAUGAAAAGAAUUUUUAUAUCAUUUUAAUUACCAUGGUAUAUUUUAUAACAUAUAAAUAUAUUUAUUCAUUUAUUCAUUGCAUAAAAUAAAUUUGAUAUAAGUAUCAAUGUCAUAAUAAAAAACCAGUUCUGUUUAUAAAUGUGUAUCUUAUUUUCUAGUUGCAGUUAGUACCUCUUUAAUAAUAUUAUUGUACCGCUUGACCAUUGGAGUGUAAAUC